Lobosporangium transversale is the source of this 276-nucleotide messenger RNA. RefSeq lists its product as hypothetical. Bases 1 to 276 code for a protein of 91 amino acids. The transcript has a single exon. NCBI's taxonomy places the organism in Eukaryota, Fungi, Mortierellomycota, Mortierellomycetes, Mortierellales, Mortierellaceae. The record is from RefSeq and is a predicted model, not a curated record.
AUGGGCCUCAUGGACAAAUUGAUGCGCAACUACGAGAUUUGGAAAAUCGGCAAAUAUACCAAGCGCAGGGCAGCACUCACACCGGAGUUUGAACAGAGAGACAAAGAAUACUAUGAGUCUAACUAUAAGGAUGGGAUUUACACUCAUAACCAAGUUGGCAACGAUAAUAACAUGAACCGUGCAAAGUCCUUCAAGCGUGUGCUCUCUCGAAAGGAUACAAAAGCUGUCCGGAGCAGCGAAGUCUAUAACGAAAAUCCUCACAGCCAGUACAGGUAA